Botrytis porri is the source of this 417-nucleotide messenger RNA. RefSeq lists its product as uncharacterized. The record is from RefSeq and is a predicted model, not a curated record. NCBI's taxonomy places the organism in Eukaryota, Fungi, Ascomycota, Leotiomycetes, Helotiales, Sclerotiniaceae. The transcript has a single exon. Bases 1 to 417 code for a protein of 138 amino acids.
AUGCCUGUAACCAUUAAAGUCGCGGAGCAUGAUGCAGAAACAUUUAAGCCAAACUGGCGCGAUCCUCCAAAAUAUGGUUACAAAACGAACGCAGCGCCGGUUCAAGAACCAAAUAGGUCAUUCUUGCGUGACUUACUCAAGGAUUUGGCACCGAAAGACCCAAAGGCCCUGAAAAAUUCAAAAUCCAACAGUACUAUAAUACAAUCGACACUUACCGAAGAGAUCGCAAGUAAGGUUCUCCCAUCUGGGAAUGGCUUAGUGCAUACCUGUCUCGAGGCGUAUAAUCACCAUCGUCAUCCUGUCCUUCGUCCUGAUGAUAUUAGGAUCGCUAUUUUGACUCAAUUCUCAUUUUAUGUGAAUAAGCAUUCUGAGGAACUACUUCAUUCUUUGUUGGACAUGAGGGGAAAGAAGAGCUAG